AUGACCAUCCGUACUCUUCCCAACUACUACCCAGACACACAAGAUCUUUACUCUGUAACUGUUAAUGGUGAGAAAAUCAAAAUCACUGUAACUAAGGAUGCUGCAACAGUUGAUCACUGGAUUGAACAGGUUUACAGUGAUUACAAAGAUACUUUAGAUCGCUGUAUCAACAGAAGAGAAUAUUCUACAGAAAAUUUCAUUGUUGGUCUUGAUGUGGAAUGGAAACCUGCUGCUUUUGGUUCCAAGUAUGAUACUCCGCCGGUAGCAAUAUUACAACUCUGUGUUGGUCGGAGAUGUUUGAUUUUUCAGAUCUUACGUUCUGAGAAAAUCCCUAAAUCUCUUCAUAGGUUUCUUGAAGACGAUAAUCUGAGGUUUGUUGGAGUUGGAAUUGAAGAUGUUGCGUUUAAGCUUGAAGGUGAUUUUGAUGUUUCUGUUCGGAAAGCUGUUGAUCUUGAGGAUUUGGUUGCUGAAAACUAUCGUAAUAAGGAACUUAAGACUCUUGGGUUGAUGGGAUUGGCUAAAGUUGUGUUGCGUUCUGGAGAAAUUGAAAAACCUGCAGAUGUUAGUGAGAGUAAUUGGAGUCAGAGAUACCUUACUCAAGCACAGAUUGAGUCUGCUUGUGUUGAUGCUUAUGUUUCUUUCAAGAUCGGUAAUCGUUUCCGUUUCACUUAUGGACGUUUUAAUGGCAGUCGCAGUGUUUUGGAUUGA
Molecule: messenger RNA, 708 nt
Organism: Papaver somniferum (opium poppy)
Lineage: Eukaryota; Viridiplantae; Streptophyta; Magnoliopsida; Ranunculales; Papaveraceae
Product: Werner syndrome ATP-dependent helicase homolog
Exons: 1
Coding region: 1-708 (235 amino acids)
Biological process (GO): nucleobase-containing compound metabolic process
Cellular component (GO): cytoplasm; nucleus
Molecular function (GO): nucleic acid binding; 3'-5' exonuclease activity
Source: RefSeq, a predicted model, not a curated record